AUGAAAUUGUGUUGCAAAAACAAAACAAUCCUUCCACGGUGCAGUGAGUUAUCAUUUUGUGUGAAAAUUGUGUAAAAUUCACCGCAAAACUUUACAAAAAUGAUGCGCUACGAGGGAAACGAGGAGCUGGCCGAUAAGUCGGCCUGUGCCGGUGUACGGGCCGAUCUGAAAAUGUGCCUCCUGCAGAGUGAUUGCUGCAAGAAGGAAAAGAAAACUCCCCGAGAAUGUCUGAACCGUACCGAUGGUUCCGUACCGAGCGAAUGCUUCGUGCUGCGGAACACCUUUUUCGAGUGCAAGCGUUCAAUGCUCGACAAUCGACAGCGAUUUCGCGGCAGGAAAGGUUACUAAAGCCAAGCGGCAGGCAAGCGGCCGUUUCUGUCGCCCGAGAAGAAAGUUAUGUUUUUAUUUCGUUCAAAACACCUCCCUAAAGCUUCAUGAGUUAGUGUAUAAAAUAUAGCAUUAAAAAAGACAAA
Molecule: messenger RNA, 473 nt
Organism: Anopheles coluzzii
Lineage: Eukaryota; Metazoa; Arthropoda; Insecta; Diptera; Culicidae
Product: cytochrome c oxidase assembly factor 5
Exons: 3
Coding region: 100-348 (82 amino acids)
Biological process (GO): mitochondrial respiratory chain complex IV assembly
Cellular component (GO): mitochondrion
Source: RefSeq, a predicted model, not a curated record